Molecule: messenger RNA, 1366 nt
Organism: Oryza sativa Japonica Group (Japanese rice)
Lineage: Eukaryota; Viridiplantae; Streptophyta; Magnoliopsida; Poales; Poaceae
Biological process (GO): response to ionizing radiation; double-strand break repair via homologous recombination; mitotic cell cycle checkpoint signaling
Cellular component (GO): SOSS complex
Molecular function (GO): DNA binding
Source: RefSeq, a predicted model, not a curated record
GGGUUCGGAGAUUUCUUCUCCGUACCCCGUCGAAACAUACGCAUUCGCCGUUGUGGUGCCCUCGUAUCGUAUUACCGGACACCUACGAGGAACCAUCUUCGCUGUGUGAUGCUUGGCAACUCGCCGGUGUUCUUUCCCUCGAGGGUCGGCGCGACUACGAUGUUGUCUACCGUUCAUAUCGACGUCGAUCAUAGCUCCACAAUAGAUUAGGGCACUAUGUGAAAAAAGAAAAGCAAAAUUAUGCCAAAAUUAAGAUUAGGCCAAGGAUUUUGAGUAAGAGGUGUGUACAAUUCUCGAGUCAUGAAUUCGUGAUCAUGGGCACUUCACCUCGUAGAAGUUGAGAUUACACACUAGGCUGCGUUUGGAUCCUCGGCAAUAAACAUACUAGCCUCGCUUAGUAAGGUGAGCUGUUUGGCACUGCAGCUAAAAUGUUGCUACCGUGGGCAAGAUUACCUCAUUUUAGCUAAAAUGUUUAUUGGGCUUUAGCUGCAAUGGGCUAGCCCAUGCUUAUCAGGCUAGGAAAGUCGAUCAAGGGAUCUGCGCGCGCAUGGCACGAGUAGACACCGACCUGCUCCCAUCAAUUCCAUUGACCCACGGCCCAGGCAAGCCCACUGGCUUAGCUAGUUAGCUUCUCCCCAAUCCUGCAGAUCUUCUCGUCUUCUUCGACGGUUCAAUCCAACGCCUGGUGGUCUCUCUUCGUAGGGGUUCGGGACUUGGGAGGUCUGCGUCGUCGCCGUUGCUGGUCGACGAAUCGCGUCACCCAUGGCGCAUAAAGGGCCCGACGUGCCUGUUGUCAGUGGCAUCAACAGCGGCAGCACGGUGAAGCUCAAAGACCUCGCCCCGGCGGCCACCAACAACGUGAACACGACGUUCAUCGUGCUCGACAAGGCGGCCAGGGCGCCGCCGCCGCCGCCGCACGGCCGCGCCGACGCGAGGGAGGAGACGUGCCUGGCGCUCGUGGCCGACGAGACGGCGGCGGCGCACUUCCUCCUGUGGGGCGCCGAGCGCGACGCGUUCGAGCCGGGCGACAUCGUGCGGCUGACCGGCGGCAUCUUCUCCUACCACAGGAGCAACAGCCUCGUGCUGCGGGCCGGGCGGCGCGGCCGCGCCGAGAAGGUGGGCGAGUUCACGAUGCUGUUCGUCGAGACGCCCAACAUGAGCGAGGUGAAGUGGGUGCGCGACCCCGGCGACCCCAGGAGGAUGGUGCAGGAGGCCGUCGUCUCGCCGCACUCUCAGGUCUUCAAGCCGCUGCAGUGACUGACUGACUGACUGACCAACCAACCUAAGGUUUGGUUCUUCUGUCACUGAAUUUUUUUGUGGCACCGUUGAACAAUUGCUCAAUGUCGAUUAAGGUGUGAUUAGCUCA